AUGGUGGUGAACGUGUGGCCGUUUUUAGAAGCCAAUAGUCGGGCAUGGGAGGUACUGACACGUGGCGGAUCCGCACUGGACGCGGUGGUGGAAGGAUGCAACGUGUGCGAGGUGCUUCAAUGCGAUGGAUCAGUGGGUUAUGGAGGAAGUCCGGACGAGAAGGGGGAAACAACACUCGAUGCCAUGGUUAUGGAUGGGGUGAGGCGGGAUGACGUCAUGGUCAUGCAUGGGGUGAGAUGGGAUGACGUCAUGGACUCCAUGGACGUGGGGGCAGUGGCCGGCCUGCGCCGAGUCAAGGCGGCAGUGCGGGUGGCGUAUCUUGUCCUCUUGCACACGUAUCACUCGCUACUGGUCGGUGAUGCAGCAACAGACUUCGCCCUGGAAAUGGGCCUGCCCGGCCCUGAAAAUCUCUCCACCAAUCGCUCUCUCGCCAUGUGGCGCCAAUGGAAGGCCGCCAGCUGUCAGCCCAACUACUGGCGCAACGUGACGCCCGACGCCGCCCGCUCCUGCGGCCCCUACCGCCCGGCUCCAGAAGCAUCUGCUUCUGAACCACGUGGUGGUGAAACAGCCGUCCCUCAGGGGGCCGAAGCGGGUGCUGCACCUGGUGCCGGACCUGCUACCGGACCUCCUACCGGACCUGGAGCCGGACCUGGUGGUGCCGGACCUGCAACCGGACGUGGUGGUGUGAGCGUAGGGUGUGAUCCCAGCCUUGUUGGCAGGCAGCAAGGCUCUUCGAGGAGGCGAAACCGGCUGGCAUCACACGACACCAUCUCCAUGGUCGCCAUAGCACAGGCUGGAUGGGGGACUUGGCAAGGCAAGGCUGUUGUGGUGGCAGGCAGGCAGCAAGGGUCGUUGAGGAGCACAAGGCGGAUGGCGUCACACGACACCAUCUCCAUGGUUGCCAUCGCACAGAACGGCAGCAUGGCAGCAGCGACAUCCACCAAUGGACUCACCUUCCACAUCCCAGGGAGGGUGGGUGAUGCACCCAUAGCAGGGGCAGGAGCAUAUGUGGACUCCAGAGUGGGGGGCUGUGGGGCAACAGGAGAUGGUGACGUCAUGAUGAGGUUCCUAGCAGUUGAGCUCAUGCGAAUGUGCUAUACCCCAGCCUCCUCUCUUUCAUCCCAUCUUCCUUCCUCUCUUCCUCCUCUCCCACAUUCCUCUUCCCUUCACUAUUUCAGCUUCCUAGCAGUCGAGCUCAUGCGAAUGGGCUCUUCCCCAGCUUCGGCUGCCGAAGCUGCCAUCAGUCGCAUCCGAGCCAAAUUCCCAACCUUUGUGGGAGGCUUGGUGGCGGUCAACAGCAUCCUCGGGAACAGCAAAGAGACUCUUUUAGCUAAGCUUCACUUCUUUGUGGAGCUUGUGGGGAAGGAGACAGCAGGAAGACUGUGCCUGAUGUCUGUGUCAACCACUGCAUCAACCACUGUGGGGGGGAUGAGACACUGGCACUGCUACAGCCGCUGCAGCCCUCCCCUGAUGGACCUGCUACAGCUGUUCCUGUGGGUGGCGGUGUCGCCGGCUGUAGCAGAGGAGCUGCUGUUUAGAGGGCUGCUGCUGACAGCCCUGCAAGAGAGGCUCGGCAGGUUGAGCACUGCCAUGCUGUCUGCAGCCCUCUUCGCCCUCUUCCUCCUCUCCCUCUCGCUCCUCUUCCCCAAUAUGGCCCUUGGGAUUGCCUCUGGCCUGCUAGCAGUCUACUUUAAUAGCAGCGGUACAAAUGGUCAGUGGUACAGGUCCGCCCUGCACCAGUUGGUGCCCGCACGGCGGCCUCGGGUGCCCCAACCAGGGGAUGUAGCUGCUACAGCUGCCUCUGCUGCAGCUGCCGCAGCCCUCUCCCUGCUAGACGUGCUACAGCUGUUCUUGUGGGUGGUGGUGUCACCGGCUGUAGCAGAGGAGCUGCUGAUCAGAGGGCUGCUGUUCACAGCCCUGCAAGAGAGGCUCGGCAGCAACAGGCACGGGCAGCACAGGCACGGGCAGCACAGGCACGGGCAGCAACAGGCACGGGCAGCACAGGCACGGGCAGCACAGGCACGGGCAGCACAGGCACGGGCAGCACAGGCACGGGCAGCACAGGCACGGGCAGCACAGGCACGGGCAGCAACAGGCACGGGCAGCACAGGCACGGGCAGCAACAGGCACGGGCAGCACAGACACGGGCAGCAACAGACACGGGCAGCACAGGCACGGGCAGCACAGGCACGGGCAGCAACAGGCACGGGCAGCACAGGCACGGGCAGCACAGGCACGGGCAGCAACAGGCACGGGCAGCACAGGCACGGGCAGCAACAGGCACGGGCAGCACAGGCACGGGCAGCAACAGGCACGGGCAGCACAGGCACGGGCAGCACAGGCACGGGCAGCACAGGCACGGGCAGCACAGGCACAGGCAGCAACACGCACGGGCAGCACAGGCACGGGCAGCAACAGGCACGGGCAGCACAGGCACGGGCAGCACAGGCACGGGCAGCAACAGGCACGGGCAGCACAGGCACGGGCAGCAACAGGCACGGGCAACACAGGCACGGGCAGCACAGGCACGGGCAGCAACAGGCACGGGCAGCACAGGCACGGGCAGCACAGGCACGGGCAGCAACAGGCACGGGCAGCACAGGCACGGGCAGCACAGGCACGGGCAGCACAGGCACGGGCAGCAACAGGCACGGGCAGCACAGGCACGGGCAGCAACAGGCACGGGCAGCACAGGCACGGGCAGCAACAGGCACGGGCAGCACAGGCACGGGCAGCAACAGGCACGGGCAGCAACAGGCACGGGCAGCACAGGCACGGGCAGCAACAGGCACGGGCAGCACAGGCACGGGCAGCACAGGCACGGGCAACAACAGGCACGGGCAGCAACAGGCACGGGCAGCACAGGCACGGGCAGCACAGGCACGGGCAGCACAGGCACGGGCAGCAACAGGCACGGGCAGCACAGGCACGGGCAGCACAGGCACGGGCAGCACCGGCACAGGCAGCAACAGGCACGGGCAGCACAGGCACGGGCAGCACAGGCACGGGCAGCACAGGCACGGGCAGCACCAGGCACGGGCAGCACAGGCACGGGCAGCACAGGCACGGGCAGCACAGGCACGGGCAGCACAGGCACGGGCAGCAACAGGCACGGGCAGCACAGGCACGGGCAGCAACAGGCACGGGCAGCACAGGCACGGGCAGCAACAGGCACGGGCAGCACAGGCACGGGCAGCACAGGCACGAGCAGCAACAGGCACGGGCAGCACAGACACGGGCAGCACAGGCACGGGCAGCAACAGGCACGGGCAGCACAGGCACGGGCAGCACAGGCACGGGCAGCACAGGCACGGGCAGCAACAGGCACGGGCAGCACAGGCACGGGCAGCAACAGGCACGGGCAGCACAGGCACGGGCAGCAACAGGCACGGGCAGCACAGGCACGGGCAGCACAGGGCGAUGGUCGCUGCAAUGCUCUCUGCAGCCCUCUUCGCCCUCUUCCACCUCUCCCUCUCCCUCCUCUUCCCCAACAUGGCCCAUGGGAUUGCCGCCGGCCUGCUUGCUGGUGCGAAUGGGCUAUGGUUGUGCUGGAGACAGGAAGGGUGUUUCGACGAGAGCUGGAGAGGAGAGGAGCCACCUGGGUACUGUGUCUAA
Messenger RNA from Closterium sp. NIES-65, 3615 nucleotides. Lineage: Eukaryota; Viridiplantae; Streptophyta; Zygnematophyceae; Desmidiales; Closteriaceae. The record is from the annotation of a GenBank genome assembly.